UUAGAUGAAAAAUGUGGAUGCUUUAAAUGUGGUAAGUCAUUCGCCAAAGUUUAUCUUCUUAAGAUUUUAUGAAUCUCACGAAGAGAAUAAAACUAUUAUGAGCAAUAUUGUUUCUGAUCUUUUUAAAAGGUAAAGUCAGCAAGAAUAUUGAUAACCAGAUGUACACUGUAACUCUGAUCGACGGCGAUGAAACCGGACAACUAAAUCAACAAGAAAGCCAUAAUUUGUUGAGGAAAACCAGACCUAGUAUUGGUGUUGAUUCAAAGAAUUUAAAAUACGUUAUUGGUCGUCAAAAAGAUAUUUACCUUCCUGGUGAGAUAUGCAAAACGACGGACUCCAGCGGGAAAACCACGCCAGAUGAAACAUUCACCGUCAAAUUUUGUAAUCACGAAGAGUCUUCCGUUCGCCUGGAUGACGUUUAUCCUAUCAACCAAAACUACUUCGACUUAGUUGUUGAUGUGUUGAAAUCGCAUCAAUGAAACAUACUAACAAGAUAGCUGACUAUUGUUAAAAGAUAAAACUACAUUGAUCUAUGACAGCACUAGUGGUGUUAGUAUUUUAUCAUUACUACUGAGAUUGUAUUGUGACACAUAUCUAGACCGUCAUUCGUUUUAUUAUAUGCAUUGUUAAUAAAGAUGUCAUGGAGAUAAAUGAAAUGGAUCUACAAAAGGUUACGCUACAACAAUAUCACACAGGGCAUAAGG
Mya arenaria is the source of this 704-nucleotide messenger RNA. RefSeq lists its product as uncharacterized. NCBI's taxonomy places the organism in Eukaryota, Metazoa, Mollusca, Bivalvia, Myida, Myidae. The transcript has 3 exons. The record is from RefSeq and is a predicted model, not a curated record. The coding region runs from base 159 to 479 and encodes 106 amino acids.